CUCUUUUCUCUCUCUCUUCCCGUGAACUAAUAGCAAUAGCAAUAGCAAUAGCAAUAGCAAAAGCAGCCAGGCCAGCUACAUUGCAUUUGCCUUUUUCUCUCUUCCAAACUUGAACCUUUUCCCUUUCACUCCAGACACACACACAAUCACAAUAUUCCCUUUCUUGUGAGGUCAUUAAUUAAUAAUUAAUAUUUAAUGAAACUGUGAAAGUUUAGCUUCAGCAUGUCGAAGAAGGUGGGGGUGGUGGGGGACGCCAAGGCUGCGGCGGAGUUAGCAAUCAACGCAAUUGGCCUGGGUUACGACCUCGCCGCCGAUCUCAAGCUAAAGUCCUGCAAGACCAGGCUGGUCCCCAUCGACCACCACUCCCUCCGCACCGUCGACCUCCCCGGCCGCAUCACCAUCCCCAAUGUCCCCAAAUCCAUCAAUUGCGACAAAGGCGAACGCACCAGAUUGUGCUCCGAUGUACUCUCUUUUCAGCAGAUGUCAGAGCAGUUUAACCAGGAGUUGUCACUGUCUGGAAAGAUUCCAACAGGGCACUUCAAUGCUGCAUUCGAGUUCACAGGAGCAUGGCAGAAAGAUGCUGCUAGCACCAAAAGUCUUGCAUUCGACGGGGUCUCCAUCGCCCUCUACAACUUUGCACUUGAGAAAACUCAGGUGGUGCUUGGUGAUUUUGUCAAGCAAGCUGUUCCUUCUUCUUGGGAUCCUGCUGCAUUGGCAAAGUUUAUUAACGAAUUUGGGACCCAUGUAAUAGUCGGGGUGAAAAUAGGAGGAACUGAUAUAAUCUAUGCAAAGCAGCAGUACUCAUCUUCUCUACAACCUGCUGAAGUGCAGAAAACAUUGAGGGAGAUGGCAGACAAACUCUUCGUAGAGCAAGCUGGAUUGAAUAAGUUUGAUGAUGGGCUUGGUUUCGACAUUCCAUCUGCAUCAUAUUCUGAAUCACAGGUGCAGGAUACCAAGUUCAUGUGCAAGAGGAAAGGUGGAAGUCGCAAAAAAUUUCUCUCCCAUAAUGAGUGGUGCCAAACUGUUUGGUCCCAACCUGAUGUAAUAUCGAUGUCAUUCAUACCAAUUACAUCACUACUUAGUGGAAUAAACGGGAGUGGAUAUUUAACUCAUGCAAUAAAUCUCUAUCUACGAUAUAAACCACAGAUUGAUGAACUGCAUCAGUUUUUGGAGUUCCAGCUUCCAAGGCAAUGGGCUCCUGUAUUUGGUGAACUAGCCCUUGGUCCUGAAAGAAAGCCACGGAAUAGUGCAUCACUGCAGUUCAGUUUCAUGGGUCCGAAGCUUUAUGUUAACACAACACCGGUUGAUGUGGGAAAGAAGCCUGUGACAGGCCUUCGGUUGUAUUUGGAAGGAAAGAGAAGCAACUGUUUGGCAAUCCAUCUACAGCAUCUCUCAUCGAUGCCCAAGACCUUCCAACUUGAAGAUGAGCCUAACGGGAAUGUAUCUGAUGUGUCCUUGGAAGAACGCAAAUACUAUGAGAAGGUCCAGUGGAAGAGUUUCUCCCAUGUUUGCACAGUCCCUGUUCAGUCUGAAGAUGACACCUCAAUUGUGACUGGCGCUCAUUUCGAAGUUGGAGAAGCUGGUCUGAAAAGUGUUCUGUUCCUAAGACUUCAUUUCUCCAAAGUUGUUAAUGCAACCCAAGUGAAAGCACCUCAGUGGGAUGAUCCUCCUGGCUUCACUCAGAAAUCCGGAAUAAUUUCAACUUUGAUCAGUACUCACUUCUCAGGUCCUCAAAAACCACCGCCGCCACGACCAUCGGACGUAAACAUCAACUCUGCUUUAUACCCUGCAGGACCUCCGGUGCCCACUCAGACACCAAAACUUCUGAGGUUUGUUGAUACAACAGAAAUGACAAGAGGACCACAAGACUUGCCUGGGUAUUGGGUUGUCUCCGGUGCAAGGCUUGUGGUAGAUAAGGGUAAAAUAUCUCUGAAAGUGAGGUAUUCUCUUUUAACGGCCAUUUUACCUGAUGAAGAGGUGGCAGGUUAUUGAAAAAUAUCAAAUGGGGUUUGUAUAUAUAAUGCAUGAUUCUUUUCCAUUGUACAUUUGCCUCCAUUCAUUAUAGGUUACUUACUAGUUGAUCGUGUUACCAUUAUUUGUGUAUACCUACACUUUUGGGGGGGAUCCUUGUAGUUUUUGAGAGAAGCUUGUGUAGUGAUGAACUGAUGAUGCCUGGAUGUUUUGAGUGUAUUUCUUUUGUGUUGGUGACCGUGGCUUCUUCAAGUAGAUAGUGGUUCCAGUUUUAUCAAUAACUUUGAACAAUGGAAGGAUAUUUAAUUCUCAUUUUAA
Arachis stenosperma is the source of this 2289-nucleotide messenger RNA. Its product is annotated as MACPF domain-containing protein At4g24290-like. Gene Ontology annotation, biological process: regulation of salicylic acid mediated signaling pathway; plant-type hypersensitive response. The transcript is spliced from 7 exons. Gene Ontology annotation, cellular component: plasma membrane. NCBI's taxonomy places the organism in Eukaryota, Viridiplantae, Streptophyta, Magnoliopsida, Fabales, Fabaceae. The record is from RefSeq and is a predicted model, not a curated record. The coding region runs from base 223 to 1992 and encodes 589 amino acids.